Messenger RNA from Symbiodinium natans, 2118 nucleotides. NCBI's taxonomy places the organism in Eukaryota, Dinophyceae, Suessiales, Symbiodiniaceae. The record is from the annotation of a GenBank genome assembly.
AUGGAGCGCCAUGACCUCAACUUCGUGAUACCGGCCGGCAGCUUGGACAAAGUGGUCUUGUCUUCCACACCGGAGCUUGACACGAGGACGCUGAAGGGGCAGCUGAAUGACUGGUUGAAGGCGGUGUUGGACAAGAUGGACGGGAUGGCUCAGAGAGCCCAAUCUGAGGUGCAGCGUGCCUGUACCGACCUGAUGGAGAAGCAGCAGAACGCAUUUGCAGAGGUCAAUCAUCUGAAGGUCGAGGUGUUGGGGACCGUGUCUGCGCGUGCAACCGACCAUGAGAACGAGAUCCGGGAGAUCAAGAAGGCCAUGGACAGCCUGGCUUGCAAGACGGACAUGAAGAGCAUCGCUGACAAGGUCACAGAGAUCAAGUCGGCGCUUGCCAAGCAGGCAGACCUUCUGAUGGAAUGGCAGCAGCCACUCCUCGCGGCGCUCGACAGGAACCAGGCGGACCUGACGUCGCAACUGGCUGGCUUGUCUGAAAGCCAAGCGCAACGCUGGGAGAAGCUGGUGUCGCAGUUGGAUGGGCAAACUACUCAAGCCAGCGAGCUGGAGUGUGCCAUUGCAAGGAACCACCAGGAGCUCAGGUCGGAGUUGGAGAAAGAGGCCGACGCACUCACACAGCUCAAGCAGCAAUGCGAGCAGCUGUUGCGGGAACAGCGGCGGCAGCUUGAGUCCUUGAGUGCAUCUGGCGACCAGAACCUGGAGAUGCUGACGCAGUUGGCAUUGCGCUUGGAGAGUUUGUCCGCAGAGCAGAGGCAACUCAGCACCGACUCACUCCAGCAGCUCACGCAGCACUGUGACCAACUGCUGCAGCAGUUCGAUCCCCUGACACAGCUCACGCAACACUGCGAUCAGCUGUUGCGGGAACAGCGGCAGCAGCUCAACCCCGUAGUGCGUACUCUUCAGGACCAGAACCAACAGCUACUGUCUCAGUUGACAACAGGUUUGGAUAGUCUGUCCACAAGCCACCAGCAGCUCAGCACAGAGUCGCUCACACAGCUUAAGCACCUUUGCGACCAGAUGCUGCGGGAACAGCAGCAACAGCUUGAUCCACUUACACGUCUCACUCAGCACUGUGAGCUGUUGUUGCAAGAGCAGCAGCAGCGAUUCGAUCCCCUUGCACAGGUCACACAGCACAGCGACGCACUCCUUCAGGAACAGCAUCAGCGACUCGAUCUCCUACUGGGCACAGUUCAAGCACACCAGGACCUGCUCUCCCGGGUGGAAUCGCAGCUGGAUGGGUUCUCCUCAGAACAUAAGCAGCUAAGCUCCGCUUCAGUGGCAGAGCUCAAGAAGCAUUACGACCAGCUCCUCCGAGAGCAGGUAGAUCCCAUGUUGAGCAUUCUGCAGGAUCAGCACAAGCAGAUGCUGACUCAGUUGACAGCGCAGCUGGAGGGCUUGUCCACAGAACACAGGCAGAUGAGCAGCGAUUCCCUUGCUCAGCUCAGGCAGCACUACGACCAACUGCGAGAGCAGCAGCAGCAGGUCAAUCCCGUGUUGAACAGCCUUCAGGAGCAAAACCAAGAAGUGCUCAGUCAGCUCGAGAUGCAUUUAGACGAGUUGGAUAUUCUGUCCACAGAGCAGAAGCAGCUGAGCGCCGAUUCGCGCAAGCAGCUCACGAAACAGUGGGACCAACUCCUGCGGGAGCAGCGGCAACAGCUAGAUCAGUUUGGCAAACCUCAGGGUCAGAACCGGGAGCUGCUGACCCAGCUAAAAGCCUCUCUGGAGAGCUUGUGCAAAGAGCAGAAGAAGCUCCGAACCGACUUGCUCACAUACCAGCCGUCACCGGUUGACCAGGGACAUCGUCCGCAGUUCGAUCCCUUGCUGACCACACUUCAGGAUCAGCUUGUGGGAUUCACAAAGCACGGGGCGGCCCAGGUAUCCGAGAAGGUCUCCACCCCGACAACACCAUCAGAGACUUCCGCUUUAAGCCCCAACAGGCUGCUGUCGCCACAGAGCAAUCAGAGCACCCACCCGCCGAUGCCGCCCAAGCUGGCACAAGGCAACCAUGAGUUGGGCCUCCUCAGAAAAACGGAGGAGACGCAUGUGAAGACUGACUUACUGAUAGUUCGGAGAAUCUCUUCGUACUAUCUGCACGUGAUGAAGGCAGCCUAG